AUGACGGCCAUCGUCGCCUUCUGCUCGUCUAUCCACACCGCGGCCAUCACCGCCGUUGCCAACGACCUCGACUGUUCCAUCACCGUCUCGACCCUCGGCGUGAGCACGUUUCUGAUAGGCUUCGCCUCUGGGCCGUUGCUAUUCGCUCCGCUGUCCGAGAUGUACGGGCGCAACCCCAUCUACCGCAUCACGUUUCUCCUCUUUGCCGUCUUCAACCUCGGAUGCGCCCUUUCGCCCAACAUUGCGUCGCUGCUGGUGUUUCGAUUCCUCUGCGGCUUCUUUGGCUCUCCGACCGUCACCAACUCGGGCGGAUCGAUAUCCGAUCUUUGGCCGCCGAGUCAUCGCUCUGUGCCUCUGGCCAUGUUUAUAGCCGGCAGCUUCAUCGGGCCAGUCACGAGCCCCAUUGCCGGCGGCUUUCUCACAGAGAACUUUUGGCUCGUGGUCAUGAUGAGCGGAACAGUUUACGUCCUCAUGUUUCUCUUUCUACCCGAGACCUAUCAGCCGCGGCUGCUGCAGGAAAAGGCGACCAGGCUUGGUAUCAACGCCUCGCAGCCAGGCCUGAGUGAAAUGCUCCGCGCCAGUCUCACGCGACCCAUCGCCAUGUUCCUCACGGAGCCCAUUCUCUUCCUCCUGUCCCUUUACUUGGCCUUUUUGUACGGCAUUCUGUAUCUGGACUUUACCGCGUACCCGUUUGUCUUUGUGCAGACGAGGCAGUGGGACGCCGCCCAGGCAAGCCUCUCGUUCCUAGGCAUCGGCGCUGGAAUGGCCAUUGCGACCGUCGCAUCGCCAUAUAUCAAUCGCGUCUACGCACACUAUACUGAGAAAUGGGGCGAGCCAAGGCCGGAAGCGCGUCUUCCUCAUCUCGUUUUGCUGUCAUGGCUCAUUCCCGUCGGCCUAUUCUGGUUCGCCUGGACGUCCACACCAUCGAUUCACUGGGCGAGCUGCAUAGUCGCCGGCGUCCCCUUUGGCAUAGGAUUUGUAACCUUGUUCCUGGGAAUCACCUCCUAUCUAAUUGAUUGCUACGGGCGAUACUCUGCGAGCGCGCUCGCAGCAAACGCCAUCCUUCGAGCGCUUUUCGGUGCUGCCUUUCCGCUCUUCGCCCGCCAAAUGUAUGACACUUUGGGGUCGGCUUGGUCGACCUCGAUUCUGGGCUUCUUUGCCGUGGCCAUGGCCCCCAUGCCGUACAUAUUCUUCAGGUUUGGCCCGAGCAUCCGAGCUAGGUCGAGGUUCCAUCAGAGGACGCUCCAAGAAGAAGGGAUGCAGGUAGGCGGGACUUCUGGUCUCUCCGAGUGA
Messenger RNA from Purpureocillium lilacinum, 1293 nucleotides. The record is from RefSeq and is a predicted model, not a curated record. Lineage: Eukaryota; Fungi; Ascomycota; Sordariomycetes; Hypocreales; Ophiocordycipitaceae.